AUGGCCAUUACCCCCCGCCCCCUCAAACCCGGCAUCUACGUCCCAACCGUCGCCUUCUUCACCUCUCCCAAUGAAGACCUCGACCUGACCACCACCGCCCAACACGCCACCUAUCUAGCCCAAGCCGGCGUGACCGGUCUCGUCGUGCAAGGCAGCAAUGGCGAAGCCGUCCACCUCAGCCGUGAAGAACGCAACCUGAUCACCUCCACCACCCGACAGGCUCUCGACACCCACGCGCCCUCCGCCCCGCUCAUCGUCGGCUGCGGCGCCGCCUCCACCCGCGAGACCAUCCAACUGUGCCAAGACGCCGCCGCCUCCGGAGGCGACUAUACCCUGAUUCUCCCUCCCUCGUACUACAAAUCCCUCCUCUCUCCCAAAGACCUCCUCGACCACUUCCGUCUCGUCGCCUCCGCCUCCCCCAUCCCUAUCCUGGUAUACAACUUCCCCGGCGCCUCCUCGGGCCUGGACCUCUCCUCAGACGACAUCCUCGCCUUGGCGGAACACCCCAACAUCGUCGGCGUGAAGCUGACUUGUGGAAACACGGGUAAAUUGGCGCGCAUUGCUGCCGCCGCUGAACCGGGCUUCUUGACCUUUGGUGGCUCCGCCGACUUCACGCUCCAGACGCUGGUGGCAGGCGGUCAUGGAGUGAUUGGUGGCGUGGCUAAUCUGAUUCCGAGGUUGAGUGUGCGUGUGAUGGAGCUGUAUCAGGCUGGUCAGGUCGAGGAGGCUCAGAGGUUGCAGGCUAUUGUGGCGCGUGCGGAUUGGCAGGCGAUUAAGGGUGGGUUUGUGGCCGUCAAGAGUGCCUUGCAGACGUACCGUGGAUAUGGAGCCUUGCCGAGACGGCCCUGUGUGGUGCCGUCGGAGGAGCAGGCGACGGCGUGGAAGGAUUCGUUUGCGGAGGCUAUGGAGUUGGAGAGGCAAUUGGAGAAGCAGGCUUAG
Messenger RNA from Aspergillus luchuensis, 939 nucleotides. RefSeq names its product dihydrodipicolinate synthase family protein. The transcript has a single exon. The record is from RefSeq and is a predicted model, not a curated record. Gene Ontology annotation, molecular function: 4-hydroxy-tetrahydrodipicolinate synthase activity. NCBI's taxonomy places the organism in Eukaryota, Fungi, Ascomycota, Eurotiomycetes, Eurotiales, Aspergillaceae. Bases 1 to 939 code for a protein of 312 amino acids.